GAAAGAGUGCAACGGGAACGGUGAGUGCUGCCUGCACAUGCGCUGCAGCGCGAGCGGGCCAGCUGUAUCGAGCGUUGCUGAGAGCGAGACAGCCUGCGCAGGCCAGCACUGGAGCGCACCACUCUCGUUGUUAUUUUGGCAAGCGAGCGCCCCCUAUCGCUCUCUCACUCUCCCCUUCUUUAUCGUGCGCUAGCCGCUAGAACGGUCUCGCUCGCACGCACUCGAUAUUGAUUCGCUCGUUCCAGGAAGCGUGCUCGAAAUUGAUUAGGCGCUCACCGUGCGCUGUACGCCUGCAGUCGCCCGCGAGCAUGUGUGUGUGUGUGUGUGCGUGCGUUUGCGGUGGCCACUCACGGGGUGGGAUUUUUUGUUCCCGUUUGCCUGCCGCGUCGGGCUCCGCGCUCUUUCUCGCUCGCUCGCUCUCUGUUUGCUCCGUACGCUCAUGGCUGCCAACCUAACGACGCGCUGCCGACGGCUGACCGCUCAGUAAGCAACCGUACUGGAGCGCAGCAGUAGCGCAGCAGCAACGGAGCAGCAGCAGCAGCAGCAGCAGCAGCAAACAUUAGCGAAUAGUAGCAACAGCAGCAGCAGCAGCAGCAACCAACACUGUCUCGGCGAGUGUGUGUGUGUGCUGAAAACGAAGACAGGUAGAGACAUUUGUGUGUGUGUGAAACAACAGCAAAGAAGCAGCAGAAAGGAAAAACAAAACAGAAACGAAACAAAAGCAACGGAAAAUGAAACAAUCGAAACGACGACACGUGUGCAAUAGUGUGUGAUUACCGCGUGCGAAAACGAUGCUGCCGACAGACAUCCGACAAACGGACAACGCCACCGCUGCCGCCAUCCUCAUCCUCAUCAUUACCGUCGCCACCGUCAGCUCCUCGAUCAACCUCGUGCAGCAGUUGGUGCGUGUGUAAACCGUCUCGCUUUGCGUGUGUGUGUGUGAGUGUGCGCGAGCGCGCGCGCGCGCGUUCGUGGCUGUUUGUGUGCGCCUGUGUGUGCUGUGCUGUGUAAAAGCUGCUCUAGCGCGUGGUGGUAUUGUGUGUGUGUGCGCGCUCUGUGCGCGCUGUGCUCUGUAGUGUGUGCGGUGUCGGUCGGUUCGGUUCACCACCCACCCACCCACACGCCGUUUGGUCAGACAACACCAACAGCUGUCACUAGCCAUUUUCGAUCCAAUUGCGUUCGUUAAAAUGCAUGUUAAAAAGCAUGUAUCCUAAUACAUAGAUCCUCGCCACCGCUCUGUGCACGUGCAGUGAGGCUGUGUGCGUUUGUGUGCGUGCGCGCGUGUCUGUUCUUCUAUUUUGCAGCCCGUGCAAACCAGUGUGUGUGUGCUAGAAAGAAAAAAAAAGUGCGUCUGUGCACCAGUGAAAGACGGGCAACUAAAACGGCGAGCGUGCUGCCAGACGACACCCCAAUCCGAACCACCCAUACCACCCACACACAGAGGCGGAUCGAGAGCACAGGCGUGUGUGGUGUGGUGCUGGUGCACGCUCUGUUGUAAUCUAUUGUUUUAGUGCGUGUGUGUGUGUGUCGUUCUGUGUGAAAGUGGAGUGAAAAAGUAAAUAAAAAGAAUCCUUAAAGAAUCCCUAAAGAAAAAAAGGGUCACACGUGUGUGUGUGUACCCGUGGUGUAUUGUUUGUUGCGUGUGUGCGUGUGUGUGUGGGCUCGUGGUGCGGGGGCCGCCCAUACCAACAUCCGGCCGCAUGUCCGGAGCGUUCCGUGGCGCGUGCUUCCUUUCGUUUUCCGGUUCCGGUCGCUGAACGGUGCUAAAGUGUGCAAAACGCGUGUGCGUUAGUGUAUCUGUGUGUGUGUGUGCGCGCGCCCGCCAGUGUGUGUGUGUGUGUGUGUGUACGCGGCUACCUAUGUGUGUGCGGUUGUUGGACUGCUGCCGCCACCGCUGCCGCCACUGCCGCCGCCUGGCGGCACCGCUCUACACAUCGUCGGCCACCAGCAGCAGCAGCAGCAGCGCCACCAUCUGGCGACAGGAGCCACAGUGGCACGGCGGUGGUACGGUGCGCCAAUAGUGCGCUCCAUCUACUCCACACCCGAGCGCCGACACCACAGCCGACAGCGCCCUAGAAUGCAGUGCCGCCGGGGUUGAAACGAGCACGCGAUGGAGAUACAUGUGAAGCAGUGCAAGCAGCGGAACAAACGCCGGGAGCGGGCCCAACGUAUGAUCGCCGAGCGGGACAAGGAUGCGGCGGCGGACGGUACCGGCAACCGCGAUCCGGACGACAGUGCAGACGACGACAGCGGGCCGGUCAGCCGGGAGAAGCCGCACCGGCCGCCCGUCCGGCGGAAGCGCAAGGAGAAGGAACCGUCGCCCGUGCUCGAGGAGGACAUCAUCGACGGGUUCGCGAUACUGGCGUUCAAGACGUACGAGGAUAUUGAGUUUGCGAUAAAGGUCGCCAACAAGCGCAAUGAGAAGCGACUGUCGUCGAUCGUGGAACUGACAACUGUGAUGGUGCCGGAGGAGAAGCCGCCGAAGAUAAUCGACACCACGCCGUCGAAGCUGGCGGAGAAGUCGCUCGGCGGUACCGGCGUGGUGCCGUUGGUGACGAACAAGAACAACAACAGCAUUAACAAUAGUGAGAACCAUGCCGGUGCGAACGCUGCCAGCCCCGGUGGUGGUACGGCCCCCGUUACACCCGGGUCGGGUGGAGCAGGAGGAGCCGUUGGAGCAGCAGGUGCUGGAGCAGCAACGGGAGUAGUAAGCAACGUCAAUGGCGGCGACUGGCCACCGGUCAACAACACCCACCAUCAGCUGCACCAUCUGCAGCAGCAGCAGCAUCACGGUGUGGUGGGACCACCGAGCAGCGUUAACGAGCGCACACCGAACGGCGAAGGGCUGACGCACCACGGCACUGGUCCGGCCGGUGGUGGCAGCGGCAGCGUACCGGCGGUAGCAUCAGCGACAGGUGCCCGCGGCUCCGGCAGUGAUAUGGCGCUGAUCGCGGCCAACGGUGGUGCGCCCGGUGGGACCAAUCAUCACAAUCACCUUCACAACAGCCACGGGCACCACAACAGCCACGGGCUGCACAACCACAACCACCUGCAUCCUCACCACAACCACAGCAGCCGGAAUAACAACCAGCAGCAGCAUUCGCCGCAGCAGCAGCAACCGUUCGCGUCGGUUCACCACCAUGGGCAUCACAACCAUCAUGUGGUGAGCAAUGGGAGCGUUAGCGGACCGACAGCGGCGACGGCACUACCCGCUGGUGGUGGUGGUGGUGAUGGAGCAGUCGGCAACGCCACCAAUAGUAACAGUGGCGCCCCGAACGGUGUCAACGGUGAUCCCGGCCCGGUUAGCGCCGGCAACGGGCCGAGCAGUGUGGCCGGUAGCGCCAACAAUCGGAGUAGCAGUAGCAGUAGUAACAGUAGUAGCAACAGCAGUAGUAACGGUAACGGUAGCAACAGCAGCAGCAGCAGCAGCGUCCGGGCUGCCAACAGCAGCAAUCGAAACAGUGGCAGCAGCAAUAGUGUACCGGCUAGUGGUAGUAGCAUCAAUAUGAACAGUAGCAGUAAGAACCAUAGCAGCAGCAGCAGCAGCAGCAGCAGUAACAUCUGUUCUCUAAAUAAUCUCACCAUUGCCGCCAUCAUUGCGAAUGGGCCGCCGCGCCGGAACGUGAACGGCAGUGCGGCGGCGGCAGCGGCAACGACAGUGACGGCGAACGGUGCGCCCGGUCCGACCGGCACGAACGGUAUCAGUGGCAGCAGGGGCAGCAGUGCUGCCAGCAAUAGUAGUGGCACGCCGAACAGUAACAGUACCGCGAAUACGCAUCAUCCAAACCACCAUCAACUACAUCAUCCGCAUCAUCAUCACCAGCAGCAGCAGCAGCAGCAGCAGCAGCAGCAGCAACAACAGCAACAACAGCAACAGCAGCAAAGUCACCAUCUUCAUCAUCAACAGCAGCAACAGCAGUCGCCUCAUCUUCAACAUCAUCCCCACCAUCAACAGCACCAUCAACAUAACCAUCAUUUAUCAGCGGUACAUAAUCUUUCCCUAUCUUCGAUCAUCGAUCCGGGCACGUCCGACGAUAGUGGGCGCGCCUCGGAGCGACUGACGACGUCCUCGGUGGCCCAGCGGGAUCCGGACAGUUCGCGAGACCGGCUCAGCGACGCGAGCAGUCGCUGCAGCUCCGGCAAAGGGUAUAUCUGUGAUAGCGAAGGAGACGAUGAUAAGGGUUCCGAUGGUGGCGGUUCGGUAGUGUUCGCCACGACCCCCCAGACGCAACAGACGGUGGCCCCGCGGAAGCUUGACUUUCCCCCGACCGGCCUACCGCCCAGCGUGGAGCCGCUCGGGGGCGGUGCGAGCCCGAUCCGGGUGCCGGCCGCCGGCACCGGUCCGGCCCCAUCACCGGCACCGGCCGCACUGCCACCGCCAAGCUUACCGCCGCCUUACCCAGCGACACCACUGCAGGUAUCGAAUGGACCAUUGGGUACGCAUUUGACGCCGCUCGGUGGCGGCCACCAGGCGGCAGCGUCGCCGCAGCAGCAACCGCCCCAUCCCGGAUCGCAACAGCAGCCACCACAGCCGUCCGCCUCGCCGCAGACGGCCGGCAUAAGCAAUAAGCCGCUGUUGCCGACCGCCUCCGCCAAGAUACCGGCCGCCGGCGGCGUCCUGCUGCUCAGCACGACGGCGGCCGCCACCACCGUAACGACAGCAAUAUCAACCACCUCCCAGAAGCAGCAGCAGCAGCUGCCGGGGCAGGGGGCGCCGCUGGUUUCCAGUGCGCCCCAGUCGCCUGCCCAGUCGCUGGCGUCGGUAGCGUCGCCGGCGGGCGGCAGCCUACAGGCCCCGUCGACACCGAACCAAUCUCAGCCGCCGCUAUCACCCCAGCAGCAGCAGCAGUCACAGCAGCAGCAGCAACAGGGACCGCUGCCCGCAACGUCGACGGCCGCCAUCGGUGGACCGCUCAAGUCAGUAUUUCUCGGCGUGACGGCGGCAGGCCCGAACGGCGGGAGCACUGGCGGCAGUAACGCACCGUCAGCCGCUUCGGCGGCGGCCAGCAACUUCACGAGUGGUGGUCCCGGUGGUCCGGUCGCUCCCAGCAGCCACCACCUCAGCGGGAGCCUGGCGGGUGUGGUCGGCCCGAGCAGUGCCAGCAGCAAUGGCAGUGCCGCGCCCUCCUCCCUGCCCCUCUCCGUGCCGCACACGCCGCCCGCAGCAACGCCGGCGACGGCGGCCGGUCAAACCGGGGCCGUGCAUCCGCCGCUCGACAGCAGCAGCAGCACCACCGUCGCGACCUCCUCCUCUGCGUCAUCCACCUCCUCCUCUGCACUGUCGUCCUCGUCCGCUCCGUCGUCGGCCGCCGUGCCCACGUCUGGUCACACGUCCGCCGUGGCGGCGGCGGCGGCGGCGGCGGCUGCUUCCACCGGCGGCUUACGCACCAACAGCCCCGCCGUACCGUCGCUGCCCGGUGCGCUGCCCGGCGGUCCGGCCUCGAUGCUCAACGGCAACCACGCGGCGGCCAUCGUGGCGGCAGCCGCCCAUCCCUCGAUGAUGAUGGCGAACGGGCUCGGCAGCCUGCCGCCACCGUACCGGGGGUACCCGGGCUACCCGCUCUACUCGCCGUACGGCAGCUUCCAGCACAAUCCCUACCUGCCACCGUCGGUCACCUCGCCGAACCUGUCGCCCCGGUUGCACCCGGCCCUCGCCCCGAUGCCCCACACGCUGAUGGGGCUCGGGCUGAUGGACGCCCGGUUGCAGCCGCCGCCGCUGGGGGCUGGGCCGCCGCCACCACCGCCGGGCGCUAGCAACGGGACGCCGGGAGGCGUGCCGCUCGGCCGGCCCGGUCCCGACCGCGAUCCGUCGCCACUGAUUGCGGCCGCCCAGCAGCAGGCCGCUGCAGCCGCCGCAGCCGCCCAGCAGAAGGUGCGCCCGAUCACGCCGAACACUAACUCGAGCUCGAGCAACGGCUCGUCCUCCUCUGCCUCCUCGUCGGCGGCCGCCAGCAGCAGCAGCACGUCUUCCGUCACGCUCGUCUCCAGCACAGCACCGUCGGGCGGCGGGCCGCUGCUGCUGCACCCGGCGGCGUCCUCCGCUCCGGCCGACCCGUCACUUCCGCCGCAUUCCUCCCAGCAGCCGCCGUCGCACCGGGACCUCGUCGGCCACCCGGGGGCGGGGCCGCCCCAUCCGGGGCUGCAUCUUGCCGGCGGCCCGCCGGGCAGUGGGAGCGGCCCGGCAGUGCCGCCACCGCCGCCCCCGCACCACCAUCUGCUAGGGCACCCGGGUGCGGCGGCGGCAGGUGCUGUCGGUGGGCCGGGCAUCUCGCCCCUGCUCGUCGGCCACCAUCACCAUCCACUCGUGGUUGGUGGGCCGCCGCCUCCGCCACCCCCGCCCGGGCUCAUGCCGCCCGGUGGGCCACCGUCGGUCUCCCAUCUGCAUGGCGGCGGGGGCAGCAGUAGUAGCAGCGGCGGCGGCCUCGGUGGAAACAGUAUUAGUGGCCAUCCGGCAGCCGCAGCAGCAGCACCACCUCCACCACCGACCUCUUCCAGCAGCAAUAACAACGGCAACGGUGGCAGCAACAGCAGCAGCAGCAGCAGCAGUAGCAGUAGUAGCGGCAACCUCAUCGUCUCUUCGCGUCCUCACUCACCGCGCGGUCACAGCCCGAACAGGGAACGGGAUAGCUAUAGUAGUAACGUAAGUAGUUUAUCGCGCUCUACGCCCGGCUCGACGAUACCAGCGUACGGUGGUGUCGGGCCGGCGACGAGCGGCCCCUCGCCCGUGCUGCCACCGUUCGGUGCCAGCCCGCACUCGGCCGCCGCCCUGGGCGUCGUGCCGUCGGUGGCCAUCUCGGUCGUCUCUUCUAGUCUCACGUAUCCUAAAACCACGCUCGCGAUCGGAGGCAGCAUCAUGUCUUCCGCCUCCACCUCCUCCUCGGCCGCCACCUCGUCCGCCCCGUCCAUCGGUGGGAGCGGGGUGCCGCCGGGAUGGCCGCCGGGCGCGCCCCUCGGGCAGCCCACCGUCGUGUCGAUCGCGUCCCACUCGAGCUCGCCGGCGGCCGGCACGCCCGGCCCCGGUCUGCACAACAGCUCGUCCUCGUCUUCCUCGUCCUCCACGGUCGGGUCGCACCACCACCACCACCACCCGCACCAUCAUCUGCAGCAGCAGCAGCAGCAGCAGCACCAUCAUCACACGCGACCCACACCUCCGCCGGCGAGCGAUCGGGGCGGCUCCAGCGCGUCCGGCUCGAUCGCCGUCGUCUCCUCGCCGUCACCGUUUCCGGCGGCGCCACUGUUCGCCACCCCGAUUCCCCCGCCGACCAGCGUCUCGCUGUCCAGUCCGGCCGGUGCGGGGCUGUCGGUCGCUAGUGCGGCCGGCGGAGGCGCUUCGGGAGCGGCCGGUGCCGGUUCGCAGCCUCCAUCGCAGCCGCCGACAGCGCCCCAUCCUCAUCCCUUCUCGGCUGAAUCUCUCUUCUCCACCAAGGUGUCCGACCAGGCCGACAUGUUACGGCGCGAGCUGGACAACCGGUUUCUGGACCGCAGCGGCCUGACGGCGGGACCGCCCGGGCCGCCCUACCUGCGCCAGGAGCUGCACCAUCACCAGCACCAGCACACGCACCUGCACCAGCACCAGCACCAGCCGAUGCUGCCGGGGGCGGCCGGCGGUGCGCCCACCCUCUUUCCACCGCCCCUCUUCAAGGACGUGCCUAAAAUCGGUGCGGUCGAUUCGCCCUUCUACCGGACCGGGAUCGGGAUGCCGGCGUACCCGGGCUACCCGCCCGGCCUGCUGCAUCCCGGCCUGAGCGGGCCGACCCAGUUUGUGCCACCGAGCCACCUGCAAUCGUUCGUGCCGAAGCAGCAACAGACGCCACCGGUCGAUCCGAACAAAAAGAAAACGGGCAAGUGGAACGCGAUGCACGUGCGUAUCGCGUGGGAAAUCUACCAUCACCAGGCGAAGCAGAACCCGGACAAGGCGGCCUCGAUCAAGACGGCGUCGGAGAUGCUGCGGCCCCCGUCCCACAUGUACCCGCCGUCGGCGGCAGCAGCAGCCGCAGCGGCCGGCCUGGUCCGCCCGCACGAUCUGCCCUCGUCCACCUUCCCACCAGCAGGCCUUCCCGGGCGCCCGGGUCCGUACGAGUCGACCCCGCUGCCGCCCAGCUUCAUGAGCUCCCCGGCUAGUCAUAUAGGUGUCUCACCGUUCGGCCGGUACGCCUCGCCGUACGGCGGCUCACCGUUCAGCGGCCUGUCGCCCUUCACCCGGGACCUCCCGAUGGGUUCGCAGAUGCCGGGCGCGCUGCACGACCCGUGGCGCAGUGCCCUACCGCGCAGCGUAAGCAGCUUUCCGCCCGGGCCGCAGCCGGCGGGCGGCGGCGCGUGGCCCCCGAUCAAGCAGGACCCGGGCGGCCUGGCCGCGGAAACGGCCCGCCGGGAGGCGGAGGAGCGCGAGCGGCAGCGGGAGCGCGAAGAGCGGGAGCGAGAGCGCCAGCGCCGGGAGCGGGAGGAGCGCGAGAAGCAGCGGGAGCGCGAGCGCGAAGAAAAGCUGCGCAAGGAGCAGCAGGAGCGCGAGCGGGAGCGGGAGCGCGAGCGCGAGCGGGAGCGCAAGGAGAAGGAGCGGCGCGACAUGGAGCGGCGCGAGAUGGAGCGGGAGCGGAUGCUGCACCAGCAGCAGCGCGAGUCGAAGGCGGCGGCGGCGGCAGCGGCCGCAGCGGCGGCAGCCGCCGCCGUCUCCUCCAUCAACCGGGACCGGUCGCCGCUGCGCAACGGCACCGAGCUGGACAUCCGGAUCAAGGAGGAGCCGCGCAAGGAGGAGGAGCUGCUGCUGCGGAGCCACGCGGCGGCGGCGGCGGCGGCUGCUGCCGCGAGCGGCGACCCCCGCUACCACCCGUCGAUGAUGCCGCACCCGUACAUGGCCGGGCGGCACCCGGCCGCCCACAUGCUACCCGGGGGCCACCUGUCCCGCUCGAUGCUGCCGCCGUCGAUCGGGCUGCCGGGGCACUUCCCGCCGCACGGCUCGUGGGGCCCCGACCCGUUCCGGGACUACGCGCAGCUGCACCACCCGCUCCGCUACAACCCGCUGAUGGACGCGUACCGGGCGGAGGAGGCGAAGGCGUCCCUGCUGUACGCCGCCCAGUCGGCGGUGCACUUCCGCGGCAAGGAGCCGAGCCCGGUACCGCCGCCCCAGCAGCAGCAGCAGCAGCAGGGACAGCAGGGACAGCAGGGACAGCAGCAGCAGCAGCAAGGGCCGCCGCCACACCACCGGCUGCCACCGGGUGCAGCACCACCGGGCAGUGGAGGUGGGCCGCCCGGUGUAGGGCCGCCGCCGCCCGGCUCGUCCGGCGGCACACCCGGCCCGAUGAAGGUGGCGUCGCACAGUGGCGCCUCCACGCCCACCAACGGACCGCUCGUGGUGAUGGGAGGCGGCGGCGGCGGUACACCCGGGCCGGGCGGGCGACCACCCUCGACCGGCGGGCCGAACACGCUCGAUCUGCACAAAAAGGAGGACACCUGCCAGUCCCGAUGAUAGUCGGCGGCCGGCGGCUCGUUGGUGGUAGUCGGUGCGACAACAGGCAACAGCAGCCCCCAUCCUUCGGCCGUGACGACUCCACUGAUCGUGAUCGUGGACGAUGACUAGUAUAGUGCAAGAGAGAGAGAGAGAGAGAGAGAAAGAAAGAGAGAGAGAGAGAGAGAGAGAGAGAGAGAGAGAGAGAGAGAGAGAGAGAGAGAGAGAGAGAGAGAGAGAGAGAGAGAGAGAGAGAGAGAGAGAGAGAGAGAGAGAGAGAGAGAGAGAGAGAGAGAGAGAGAGAGAGAGAGAGAGAGAGAGAGAGAGAGAGAGAGAGAGAGAGAGAGAGGGUUAGAGCAUAAGAAGCGAGCGUGUUCUACGAGAACACGCGCGAAACACACACAAAAAAACGGCACGAUGUGAUCCUUUUGAGUAGAAGAAGAAAGAGAGAGAGAGAGAAAGCAAACACGUUGACGUGCAUACGACGACGUCAUCUGAUCCAACUCCCCCCUCCCCCUUACACACACACACACACACACACAAACACAAACACAAACACAAACAGGUACGAAAAUGUCACUUCAAAGCAGCAAAGGACGCGAGGGUUGUUAGAGGGAGCGCA
This is a messenger RNA of Anopheles coluzzii, 10064 nucleotides long. It is a transcript of the gene tay, whose product is annotated as mucin-12. The record is from RefSeq and is a predicted model, not a curated record. The coding region runs from base 2111 to 9463 and encodes 2450 amino acids. Lineage: Eukaryota; Metazoa; Arthropoda; Insecta; Diptera; Culicidae. The transcript has 12 exons.